AUGCCAAGGCUCCCCCCUGUCCUGCAGCUGCUCCAAGCUCCUGUGAAGUAUACAGUGGUUCCCAAAGCGCUUAUCUCUGCCAAGCCAGCCCAAACCCCCACUUCGGCUAUGGAGCAGGUUGUGGGGAUCGUGGUCAUAUUCACUGGCUUCAUGGUUCCUGCAGGAUGGGUCUUAUCCCACUUGGAGAGCUAUAAAAAAAGCUCCACAGCAUAA
This is a messenger RNA of Cricetulus griseus (Chinese hamster), 213 nucleotides long. The record is from RefSeq and is a predicted model, not a curated record. Lineage: Eukaryota; Metazoa; Chordata; Mammalia; Rodentia; Cricetidae.